Molecule: messenger RNA, 1970 nt
Organism: Aspergillus wentii DTO 134E9
Lineage: Eukaryota; Fungi; Ascomycota; Eurotiomycetes; Eurotiales; Aspergillaceae
Product: TPR domain protein
Exons: 1
Coding region: 149-1861 (570 amino acids)
Cellular component (GO): intracellular anatomical structure
Molecular function (GO): protein binding
Source: RefSeq, a predicted model, not a curated record
AGCUUGAUCUUGACUAUCUCGCUAAAGCAUGGAUCGUUCAAACUCCGGCUGAUCUAAAUCGGUGUUUGAACAAUUUCCAAUGGCCUUAGACUGGACUAUAAAUACACUGAACAUUACCAUUUCAAUAUCCAUUCAAUCAUUCUCCAAAAUGUCCCUCAUCCCUGAGUCUUUGCUUCCCAUCUCCCCAGCGGAGGAAUACUACGACCUGGGUGAAUACAGCCGUCCAAUCACCUGCAACACCAAAGCAGCGCAAACCUGGUUCAAUCGCGGACUCAUCUGGAGUUAUUCCUUCAAUCAUGUCGAGGCCUACCGAUGUUUCCAGCAGGCCAUCGUUCACGACCGCUCCUGUGCCAUGGCCUACUGGGGACUUGCCUACGCAGCUGGACCCAACUACAACAAAUCCUGGCGGAUGUUCGAUCCAGUCGACCUCGAACAGAGCAUCAAGACAUGCCAUGACGCCGCACGACUCGCCCUCAGCCUAUCUCAAACCAACCCAACAACCCCCAUCGAGCAUGCCCUGAUCGAGGCGAUGCAGGCGCGCUUCCCCGUCGACCACCCCGUUGACGAUUUCUCAGCCUGGGACCAUGCCUACGCCAACGCCAUGCAGAAAGUCUACGACCAGUUCGGAGAUACCGACAUGGACGUCGUGACUCUAUACGUCGACGCCCGGAUGCACACCAGCCAGCGCAAGAUGUUCCACGCCCAGACCGGCCUGCCCAUCGCAUCAUCGCCAGUCGAAGAGGUCAAGCGCCUCUUCCACUUCGGUCUGCAACAUCCAGCCGGCGAGUAUCACCCCGGUCUGAUCCAUUUCUCCAUCCACUUCUGGGAAAUGUCAGCCACACCGGCCGUUGCGCUCCCGGCGGCAGAUCGUCUGCGCCAUCUCGUCCCAGACGCAGGCCACAUCCACCAUAUGCCAACCCAUCUGGACGUCCUGGUGGGUGAUUAUCGCCGCUCGAUCGACUCCAACUCGGCUGCUGUGCGGGCCGAUGAGAAAUAUCUCGCACUUAACGGCGCUAAGAAUAUGUAUAGUUUCUACCGGCUGCAUAACUACCACUCGCUGGUAUAUGCGGCCAUGCUGUCGGGUCAGUCAAAGGUCGCCCUCCGCGCAAUCGACCGCAUGGAGAUGUCCAUCACAGACGAGGUCCUGCAAGUCAAAUCGCCCCCGCUAGCGGACUGGCUGGAAUUCUUCAAAUCCCUGCGUGUACACGUCUAUACCCGCUUCGGACGAUGGGAGGACCUUAAAACCCUCCCCCUCCCACACGAUCAAGACCUCUACUGCGUAACAACCGCAAUGACGCACUACGGCAAAGCCAUCGCCUACGCCGCAACAAACGACAUCCUCAACGCAGAAACCCAGCGAGACCUAUACCACGCCGCCGCAAACCGCGUCCCACCCACCCGCAAAGACCACCCCAACCUCAUAAUCAACAUCCUCAAAGUCUCAACCGCCAUGCUGGACGGGGAAAUCGAGUAUCGGAAACGCAACUUCGCCCGCGCAUUCGAUCACCUCCGCGAGGCUAUCCACCACGAUGAUUCGCUCAUGUAUACAGAACCCUGGGGGUGGAUGCUGCCUAUCCGCCAUGCGUAUGCAGCGCUGUCACUGGAGCAGGGACUGAUCGAGCAGGCUGCGAUGGCGUAUGCGGAGGACUUGGGUCUGGAUGGGGGGUUAACCCGCGCGCAUCAGCAUCCGAAUAAUGUGUGGGCGCUGCAUGGGUAUCAUGAGUGUUUGGUGCGCUUGGGACGGGAGGCAGAGGCGAGGAUUGUCAAGCAGCAGUUGGAUCUGGCGGUGGCGGUGGCGGAUGUGGAUAUCAGGUCAUCGUGCUUUUGUCGGUUGGGGGUGAUGAAUGAGUGUUGUUCGUAGUGGAUGUUUUUUUGAAUGAUUUAUGGACUUAUACGAGGAGCAUUGCAUACUGUAAACCAGCCAAUCAGUUGACCUCGGUGUUUGAAUAAUCAAACCCCGCUUAUAUAGG